Molecule: messenger RNA, 423 nt
Organism: Paramecium sonneborni
Lineage: Eukaryota; Ciliophora; Oligohymenophorea; Peniculida; Parameciidae
Source: the annotation of a GenBank genome assembly
AUGCCUCUUUUCAUAGUUGAAUCUCUUAAUUAAGCUUUCAUUGGUAAACUCUCAAUUGUUGUAUUAUUUAAAGUUUCAACUGCUNAAGAUACUCCAGGUUUUAAGAUUUCUCCAAGAGGAGCAGGUUUUGUAUUUGGAGGAUAAGUUCUUAAAGAAUUUCUACAUUUCAAUAAUAUGACCCAUUUAAUAAGAGCUCAUUAAUUAUGCAAUGAAGGAUUUAAUUUAAAAUUUGAAGACAGAUGUAUUACUGUUUGGAGUGCUCCUAAUUAUUUAUAUAGGAAUGGUAAUCUUGCUUCAAUUCUUGAAAUUGAUGAAUUAGACAAUCGUUAUUUCAAUAUUUUUAGUGAAAGUCCAGAAAAUAUGAAAAAAGAUUUAGGUACUAAAAGCAUGAUGCUUGGUGCUGAUAAGAAUUAUUUUAUAUGA